AACAAAACUUGGAUAUAUCAACUCAAUAACUGCAAUAUGCUAUAGGGAUAUGAAAGAUACAGUACCAACUUGCGAUAUCGAGGUGGAAUUUGCUGGAGGCCUAGAUACCCUUACCAUCAAGCAAAGGAAACAAUUCGUUAUAAAAGUUAAUUGCCCUGAACUUAGGAUAACACAGUUAAUAGCCUACCUGCGUAAAAGUGUAUUUGCGGGAAAGAGGGAUAUGUUCUCUGAGCCGCCAGAGCUGGUAAGCCCUGAUGAACACCUGGUUGACGUCGAAGGGGAUAUCCCAGGAAAAUUGAAUAUGAAUGAACACUGUAAAAUUAGACCCGGCAUAUUGGUAUUGGUAGACGACGUUGAUUGGGAGCUUCUAGGAAAGGGAGAUUGCAAAAUACAGGGAUCAAAGAACGUAUCCUUCAUAUCGUCAUUGCACGGUGGGUAGGCAA
Molecule: messenger RNA, 443 nt
Organism: Babesia bovis T2Bo
Lineage: Eukaryota; Apicomplexa; Aconoidasida; Piroplasmida; Babesiidae
Product: Ubiquitin related modifier family protein (Urm1)
Exons: 1
Coding region: 50-439 (129 amino acids)
Biological process (GO): protein urmylation; tRNA thio-modification
Cellular component (GO): cytoplasm; nucleus
Molecular function (GO): protein tag activity
Source: RefSeq, a predicted model, not a curated record